GAUGAUAUGAUAGUCACUAGCGUGCGAGCUGAGGACCACAUUGACGACUUGGACGAAACAUUUCAAAAUUUGCGUCGAGCUCAAAUGAAACUGAAUCCCUUGAAAUGCACGUUUGCUGUGGAAUCAGGGAAAUUCCUAGGGUACGUGGUAUCCAAGAAAGGAAUUGAAGUAAACCCAGAGAAGGUUGAGGCUGUUCAGCAGAUGGAGCCGCCAAGGACUGUCAAAGACGUGCAACGUUUGACGGGCCGUGUUGCUGCGUUGCACAGGUUUAUAGCCAGGUCGGCAGAAAGAUGCCUCCCGUUCUUCAAGGCCCUGAGAGAGCCCAAGAACUUUCAAUGGACCGAUGCGUGUCAGCAGGCCUUUGACGAGCUCAAACGACACUUGGCGUCAGCGCCCCUGCUGUCCAAGCCUGUGGAGGGGGAGAGCUUGUAUUUGCAUUUAGGGGUUACUACAGAGGCGAUUAGCUCGGUCUUACUCAGGGAAGAGAACAAGAACCAGAAGCCUAUCUGUUAUGUGAGCAAGGUCUUACAAGGCGCCGAGCAGAAUUACCCAACAGCAGAAAAGGCCGCUUUUGCCCUAGUUUACACAGCUCACAAGUUGAGAGCUUACUUCCAAUCACAUCAGAUUGUUGUCUAUACCGAUUUGCUGUUGAGGAAGAUACUGCAAAAACCGGAGCUCUCUGGUCGGCUCAUUGGAUGGAGCAUCGAGCUGAGUGAGUAUGAUCUCAAAUUUCAGCCGCGCACAACCAUAAAAGGCCAGGCCAUUGCAGACUUUCUGGUAGAAUGCAUCUCGGCAACGGAGGUAGACAAGGCACUUGAUCACCCAGCCUGGGUUCUGUAUGUUGAUGGAGCUGCUAACAUUGAAGGGUCAGGUGCUGGGGCUGUGUUGCUAGGCCCAGAUGGCUUUAAAUCUGAGCACGCAUUGCGGUUUAAGUUCCAGACCACCAAUAAUGCUGCUGAGUAUGAAGCCCUCAUCUAUGGUUUGAAACUGGCGUCCGAGCUGAAGGUACAGAGCAUACAAAUUUUCAGUGAUUCUCAGCUCGUGGUGGGCCAGGUAAAUGGCAGCUGUGAAGUUAGGGAUCCCCAGCUUGGCCGUUACACCUCUGUGGUCAACAGAUUGAAGUUAAGAUUUGCUUCAUUCCAGAUCGACAAAAUACCAAGAGCUGACAACCACCGAGCUGACGAGCUGUCAAGGUUGGCCUCCUCGCGGGACUUUAACCCUCAAAGGUCAACCAUCAUCGAAGUGCUGGACGCUCCGAGCUACACUGAUUUCACGGUCGAGUGUCAGCUACUAAGCACAGAUCCCACCACACCGAGCUGGACUACCCCACUUAUAACCUAUCUGCAAAGUGGCGAGCUGCCCGAAGAUCUGUCCGCUGCGAAAUUGAUUAAACGAAAGGCAGCACAUUUCACUUUAUUAGAUAGCCAGCUCUACAAGCGAGCAGCCUCAAUGCCCCUAUUACGCUGUCUUACCCCUUACGAAGCUGAAUACGCUGUGAGAGAAAUUUACGAAGGAGUAUGUGGCACGCACAUCGGUGGCAAAACUUUAGCUCGGAAGCUCCUCAGGCAUGGUUAUUACUGGCCUACUAUGGUCGAGGACGCGCAGAACUAUGUCAAAAAGUGUCCGACCUGCCAGUUCAACGCUGAUGACAUUCGCAUGCCAGGGGAAAUGCUAUCAUCUCUCACGUCCCCCUGGCCCUUUGCCCAAUGGGGUGUCGACCUGCUCGGCCCUUUUAUCAAAGGCAAAGGAGGCUGCACUUUCCUGGUCGUCGCAGUGGAUUAUUUCACAAAGUGGAUAGAGGCCAAACCACUGUCCACGACAACAGAAAGGAAAAUAGAAGAAUUCUUGUUCAAUUCAAUAUUGUGCAGGUUCCGCAUACCUAAGCGGAUUAUCGCUGACAAUGGGCCACAAUUCCGAUCCAAUGGGCAAGCCGAGUCCGCCAAUAAAAUCGUCUUGCGAGGCCUCAAGGCACGAGUUCUGGCCGCACAUUCUAAUUGGGUUGACGAGCUCAAUAAAGUGCUUUGGUCAUGUCGCACCACACCCAGCUCGGCCACAGGCGAAACCCCUUUUAGCCUGGCCUAUGGAGCUGAGGCCGUCAUCCCAGUGGAGGUUGGAUUGCCAUCCGACAGAGCAGAUCGCCAUGACGAUCAGAAUAAUGAACAACUCUUAAGAGAGAAUCUAGAUUUUGUGGAAGAAAUCAGGGAGAUGUCCAGAAUAAGAAACAUGGCACAUCAAAAUCGUGUUGCAAAAUUUUACAAUAAAAGAGUCCGAGCUCGCCAGUUUCAAGUUGGCGACCUGGUCCUACAUAAAGCCGGAUUAACUAACACUCAUUCACACAUGGGCAAGCUCGCUCCUAAUUGGGAAGGCCCCUACAUGGUGGUUCGAGUAAAGCGACCUGGCUCUUACGUGUUAGCAGAUAUACACGGGCGUCAGUUACCUUACCUUUGAAACAUACAGAAUCUUAGAAAGUUUUACAGUUAACAUGUGUAAUAUUAUGUCGCUUAAGGUGUUAUCCAACAGUUGUAGACAAACAUAUACAGCAAAUGCAACAAAGAUUCAAAAGAAAAUUCAUUUUUGUAU
Molecule: messenger RNA, 2580 nt
Organism: Rubroshorea leprosula
Lineage: Eukaryota; Viridiplantae; Streptophyta; Magnoliopsida; Malvales; Dipterocarpaceae
Source: the annotation of a GenBank genome assembly